UGUUCUCAAAGAUUUUUAUCCUUUGUAAUGGGAGAGCAAGAGGAUAAGCAGCAGCUCCCCCAAAGGAUUUCCCUUGGUUAUGUGGAACAAGUGAACUCAGAUUUGAUCAUGGCCUUGGCAAUGCAGCAGCAGGAGCAUGAGAUGGCCUAUACGACGCUUGGGACCAUCGAAAGUGAUAGCGACGAAGACGAAAGGUCUGAUUCCAAUAGCAACAAUGGUCUCGACACCAAUGCCUCCUUGCAAAGCCAAUUUCUUGCAGAUAAUGAGGAGACUACUGAUGAAAACGAAGAUAUGGACGAAGAUGACGAGGAGGGAUUUGAGGAUUUUGAUUUCGAUGAACUAACCUAUGAAGAGUUGAUUGCAUUAGGGGAAUUCAUUGGAGAAGAAAAGAGAGGGUUACCGUCGAACGAAAUACCUUCAUGCUUGCACUCGAGCAAGUUUCGAAGCAUCGAAAAUACAAGUGGUAUAGAUCGGUGUGUGAUUUGCCAAGUUGAAUAUGAGGAUGGUGAAGAAUUGGCUGCCCUUCCUUGUGAGCAUCCUUACCAUUCAGACUGUAUAGUAAAAUGGGUUCAAACCAAAAGGGUUUGUCCAAUAUGUGGCACAGAAGUUUCAUCCCCCAAGGCUUCUAAAAAUGCAUAAUCUCUCACAAAACUGUGAUAUUUCAAAUGGCAAAAGGGGAAGGGUCAAAUAAAUGUUCUUAUACUAAAAUCUUAUAAAUUCGUCCUCAAUAACUAUAGUUUAGUGAAACUCCAACGUAUUCAUCUAGGUUCCGAAUAAAAGUGGUCGAUCUUAGGCACAAAGUCUAAGACAUAUAGUUAUGAUUAUUA
This is a messenger RNA of Cucurbita maxima (winter squash), 827 nucleotides long. RefSeq names its product E3 ubiquitin ligase BIG BROTHER-related-like. Lineage: Eukaryota; Viridiplantae; Streptophyta; Magnoliopsida; Cucurbitales; Cucurbitaceae. The transcript has a single exon. Bases 28 to 639 code for a protein of 203 amino acids. The record is from RefSeq and is a predicted model, not a curated record.